CCCUCUCUGGCAGUCAUCCUCUCCCGCCGCGCUGCUGAGGCUGCGACGUUAGCUGUGGAUGGAAAAAAAUAAAGCCAUCUCCCUUUGCUUCAGCCAACGGACGCGUCAUUUGGAAAGGAAAUAAGUGAAGCCGCAUGCCCUGUUUGGUGUCCUGUAGCGCUGGCAGGACCACAGAAGACCCCGACCGAGUACUACAAGAGUACAUCUAUGUGUACAUCCUCAACCGUCGGCCUUCAUCCGGAGCAGCGUCCCUCGUCAGGAGGACACACAGGGGGGCCGACAAGAGAAAGGAGCACUUUUGUGUCCGGAUAAACUGACAACUGAAGAGGGGAGAGGAGGCAACAAAGAGAGCAAACAGAUGUUGCAUCAUUCCAAGGACCCAUCCAUUUGAUUGAGUCACAGCGGAUGCCACAGGAGAGACAAUGAAGACGAGCCGCGUCACUCCGCAUUGCAGCCCAACAAGAUAUGACAUAACAUGGUCCCCCUGCUAAUAACCACAAUGAACACAAAGCUGUGACGGCCUUUGUGAAAGCUUCACCCCUUUUCUCAGCAUCCAAACCCAGACCGUACUCCUCUUUUUAAAGACACCACUGUUGCUUCCCUUUUUUCUGCCAACACAACCUCCUUUCCUUCCCGCUCUUUUAUUUUCCUUACAUAAUUAAAGCUGCCCCUCCUUUUGACUUCUUUUUAUCGGCAUCAUGCAGGGUGCUUCUUCCACCUCCACUCUACAUUUUCUCAUACUCCCCUCCCUCCUGUUCUUCUCCUUCCUUCCCCAAAUGGUCCACGGGGACUGCUGGCUCAUUGAGGGGGACAAAGGCUACGUGUGGCUGGCGAUCUGCAGUCAGAACCAGCCGCCGUACGAGACUAUCCCGCAGCACAUCAACAACACCGUCCAUGACCUGAGGUUGAAUGAGAACAAGCUGAAAGCGGUGCUCUUCAGCUCCAUGUAUCGCUUCACCAACCUGACUGACCUCAACCUCACCAAGAACGAAAUCAGCUAUGUUGAGGACGGAGCCUUCGCGGGACAAGCCAACCUGCAGGUCCUUCAGCUGGGCUACAACAAGUUGACAAACCUGACCGAGGGCAUGAUGAGAGGGCUCGGCCGCAUGCAAUGCCUCUUCCUCCAGCACAACCUCAUUGAAGUCAUUGCCAGCAAUGCAUUCUGGGAGUGCCCCAGCCUCAGCAGCAUUGACCUGUCGUCCAACAAGCUCGGCCGCAUUGACCCAUCUACGUUCACCGUUCUCAGCCGGCUGAUGGUGUGUGAACUGGCAGCCAAUCCGUUCCAUUGUGGCUGUGACCUUUACAGCUUCCUCACCUGGCUGGAGUCCUUCAACAAUGUAACGCACACCUACGACCGCCUCCAGUGCGAGACGCCCCGCGAGAUGUUCGGCUACCCCUUACUAACCGCUGCCGGCCACGCUGGACGCAACGCCAAAAACAUUUUGUACCAUCACUGCCGAGAUGGAGUGAUGAUUCCAGGAAUGACCUCUCUCCCACCCGAUCUGGAUGGUUCUUCCGGGAUGGGGCCCGAGAUGUUUGGCGGUAUGGGUCCGUACAACCAGCCCACCACCUCUUCCUCAUCGACUGAGCACAGUUUUGUUCCCAGCAUCAAGCUCCAUCAUUUCAGUUUGUCGUCGGCCUCUCUCCUUGUGCAGAUUCCAAAUCCCUUCAGCAAAAUGUACAUCCUAACACAAUACAACCAGACGUACGUGUCCGACGUCAUGAAUCUGAAACACAAGAAGGAGAUGAUCACGCUCAACAAGCUCAAACCACACACCAAUUACACCUUCUGCGUAGCGUCCAUUCGGAACUCUCAACGCUACAACCACACCUGCCUCCAGUUUGCCACCCGGGAUGAUAAUCAGGACGACAAAGUGCCCCCACCUUCCACCACUUCGCACUACAUAAUGACCAUUGUCGGCUGUCUCUUUGGCAUGCUCAUCGUUCUAGGCAUUGUCUACUAUUGUCUACGCAAGAAACGGAUGCACGACGAGAAGAGAAAGUCCAUCUGCGUCAAAAAAACGAUUUUGGAAAUGCGGUAUGGACCGGAGGUGGCGGCAGCUGUGGCAAAUGAUCCCUUGGCGGUCCAGAAGCUGCAGGAGCAGUCAAGAGAGCACCACCAGUAUCAACACCACCACGGAGGCAAACUUCCCAUGUCCGCGUCCUGUGGCUCGUCCAACACCAGUUCCUCCCGGCUUUCCUCCAUCCCGCAAGUGGAAAAGAUGGCCACGGCCUUUUCAGAGGCCAUGGCUACAAGUAAAGGAAACUACAUGGAUAUCCGGACUGGAGGGGCAGGGAUGGAGAGGAUGGGAGACGGUGGGCACGGAGGGAGGGACUUGAGAGACGAUGACGGAACUGAUGGCGGGGAUGACUCGGACGAGGACGGACACGGCUCUGCAUCGGAGAUUUCCACCAUUGCCAUGGAGGUGGACAAGGUCAAUCAGAUCAUCAACAACUGCAUUGAUGCACUCAAACUGGAUGCGGCAGCCGUCGCAGCCUCAGGAGCCUCUACGAACCAUACGGCCAGCUCCAAUCCCACCUCCCCUCCCCCCACCAGCACGUCCUCCCUUACUCGUGGCCUAAUCCCAAUCUCCCAAGGGAUGACAGAAGCGUGCCAAGUCAUUGCUGCGAAUAAAGUACCCCCUCCGCCUCCACUCCCUGCCUUGAAUGCCCCUCUCUCCGAGCGGCCAGGGAUCAGCGGUGGCGGCUUUGUCGUCUCUCCCCCAUACAGGCCGCCGCCACCAGCCACUGCCGUGCGUCCAAUUCAGCGGCAAAUGAGUGCAGAUGCAGCCGUGGUCAUUGUCAACGCGGUCAAGAAACAGUGCAGCACCACGUCUUGUGGCUCCGUGGGUCGGGACAGGGAGCGUGGAGGAGCCAGGGUGUACAGCCUGGAGGUCGCGGAGCCCCGGAGCCCAGACGGCUGCAACCAGCAACAGCACCAGUACCCCGACCGGGCCAGUCCCGUGGGCUGUGGGGAGCCGCUUGAGAGGCUGCCUUUAGUGGGGAGCGGGAGCUGCUGCGGAGGGGGUGGUGGUGGUUGCGACAGUGGUGGUUUUGGUGCCCAACAUCAGGACGGCCAGAAGUCACACCAUUACCACCAACAGCAACAAAUUCAACAACAACAACAACAGCAGCAACAGCAGCAGCAGCUGGAGGUGCAGCAGGACUACCACUGCUCGGAGCACCGCCACUCCGUCCCCGCUCUGUAUUAUGAAGGCUCCCACCAAGGCUCCCCGGCCCAGAAGGUUUCCUUCCUGAAGCCCCUGACGCGCUCCCGCAGGGAUGCGGCGUCUUACUCCCAACUUUCGCCUGCCCGUCACCAUUCCAGUUACUCCGGCUACUCCUCCGGCCCAGAGUACUCCUCAGAGAGCUCGCUGCGGAUCUGGGAGCGCUUUCGCCCCUACCGCAAAGGCCAGCGCGACGAGGCCUGUUACGUGACAGCCGGGAAUGCCCUUAGAAAAAAGGUGCAGUUUGCUAAAGGCGAGGACCUGCAUGACAUCCUUGAUUACUGGAAGGGGGUGUCAGCGCAGCAGAAGCUGUGACUGGGAUACCAGAGAUAGGCUUUCUGUGGAAAAGGGGUGUUUGCUUUUCCUGAUGGACAAUUUGAAGAUCACGCGGAAAAAAAUGUAGGACAAAAAAUUGCCUUUGUUUUUUUUUUUGAUUAUUGGCAUGCUAGGUGUACAGAAUAUCGUGCUAAAGUAAGGACUGCAAAACUGUGCCUGGGAUACGAGCGUCAUUAUGGUGUUUUGUUUGACAUUGUCAUUGUAGCACCAUUUUCUGGAUCAUUCUCAUUUAGUGUUUUUUUUUUACUUAUAGAAUAUAGCAUGGGGAGAAAUGCCAACUGUGUAAGUUACUACUGUUUGAGUGAUCAUGUUUUGUGGUCAUAUAGGCCAUUUUUAUCAGUGCCAUCAUUUCACUUCUGGGUAAUCAAAGAAAGUAGAUACUGAUAUCCUUCAUUUUAAUCUUAAGUCAUACAAUAUGUUGUUUUCUAUCGUUGGUAUUAGGUGCUGUUUCAAUUUACAGUGUGCACUUGGAUAUGUUAAGACAUAUUGGAGACUGACGGGGGAGUUAUCCUGUUACAAAUUAACCCCUUAUGUUCCUUUUACUAAGGCAAUUCAAUGCUGCUUUUCUGUACAAUGGAUACAUUUAACAUUACAGCAGUCCCAUUACAAAAAGGCAUGACCUACAAGCAACAAAAGACCAAAAGAAAUUGAAAGCAAGAUGCAAUAUUAGCAAAAAAGACAACACAUGGAAAGAUACAGGUCAUUUUUUUUUGCAGCCACUGUGAAUGUAAGUAGAUUACGAGCUGGUUACGGCUAAAUCCAUUUGCACCAUUCACCAAGAGCACCGCAGUACGUUUCAAAUCCAUUCUCCAACAUACAAAGGGAGUGAGGCACAGGGGGAAAGGACACUUCUAAUUACUGCCAACAUGUCUGUUCUGUUCUGGAAAUUGAUGCUAUUGUUGUCUGUUGAUAACUUAAUUAGCCAACUCAUGACAGGCAUGUUUGCUUGCACUUUAGGCCUCACGGUUGUGUGUGUGUGUGUGGCCGUAUGGUGCAGGGUGGUCAGUGUACGCGGGUGUCCGCCUCGGCAAAUGAUAUUGUAUGUGCCCAAUUUGACUUUAAUUAAUAGCUGUCACAUCUCGCCAAUUGGCUGGUUGUUUGAGUCUGAACAACACUAGAUUAUCAAUGGCACUGACAAAUGUAAAAAUAUCAUCGGUUCAUCGUAUUGGCCCAGAUGUACGUCACAUGACCGUGAUGCGAUACCCCAGCAGUGCGGUGCCUCUUGCCAACACAGCCACCAUCCGAUCCUCGUUAUCGUAGAGUGAUUUCCAUCUACUUCGCUUUUUCUAUUGAAAUGAUAUUCUUGUGAUUUUCAUUCGCUGGCAUUCUGGCAAAAGGCAUCCUGCUCAGUGCUGUGCAGCCUGUACAUGUUUACAUCAUCUGAGACCCUGAAAAUGUGAAAACUGAAUCAGCGUUCGUUGCUUCACUUUCUUUUUUUUUUAACGGGUAUAUUCCAGGGAAAAUUGGACAUAGUUAAAAUCAAGGAGCAUUUGUGCCCCACUUUGGAUCCUAACUUUCUUCCUGUGUGAGAUCCCCCCCUCCCCCACUGGCUUCCCCGCUCCCUCCGGUCCAAGAAAUUAAGGGUGCAGCGAGAAACCGAACUAAACAGAACAGAACUAUCCCCUGGCUUUGUAUUAAAUGACAGUACAACAGUGUACAAAUAUGAGAGGGUGUUGUAAGGCCUCGGCUAUACUCUGCCUGUUGAGGCGCGUGGGGCGGUUCUCUCCAAACUACCACGGAGAGUCUGUGCCCUUCUGACAAUCCACACCUGUGCAUUUCUUCAUCCACACCCCAUUCCAGUUGGUGUUGUGGUAUUUUAAUGCACCGUGAAGUUAUUUGCCAGGAUUUUAACGGCAUUUGGCCGUCUUUGUAUUUCUUUAAAGCUCAAUUUGGUUAGUCGAGGGUACGAGCAUCGGGAAAACAACCUCUCUCAAAAAUAAGCAUCUCAUUCCGGUGUCUUUCUCUUCUUGGCAAAUCAGCUAGAUAUGCUAAGCCACCAACUGGACUGCAGUGUGGAACCCAACACGAGAACAAACAGUCUGUGCAUAUUCUACUCAUACAGUCAGGCUGCUCGUAACACGCUUGGCCAAAUGUAGACGUCCAUUUUGGGACGCACCGCCUCUCCUUCCGUAUAUGAUAGAGCGCCACGUGAUGGACAUCCAGUCCCGGCAAUGUCUCCCUCUGAUCUUCUGAUAUCUGAUAUAAGAGUUUUUUUUCCCCAAAGGAACUUGCAACUGUGAUUGACUGACACAAAUGAGAGGAAAACGUUUUCUUCGCUGGUACAUUGUGUGACAGCACCUAAUCCCACGGAAGUUUACACAAAUGGACACUGAGGAUAAGUGGGACUGAAGAAAUAUCGGGAUUGCUCAUCAAUUUAGCUGUUUAUUUAUCUGACAAGAUGAAAUGUGACAGAAAAUCCUGAUUAUUACUGUAAUGUAACACGCAAUUCUACUUUUCAGGAUAUAGAUUUUCAGAGAGAUGUAUUUUCAAGUGCUCUUCUGCUUCUAUCAUUUGAUUCACCAGAACGUUGUCAAUGCGGGAGAAUCUUUCUAAUGAUGUACAACCAGUUUUCAACUCAACAACGAGUGAUAUUUUGACUCCGAUAGUCAUCAUGAAUAAUUACCUAAAGGCCUGCUAGCUAAACAAGGGUUACACACUGGAAAUACACAAGAUACAUGUUUGUUUAUGGACACAAAGGUUUGAUUGACGGAACACACACUGGUGUAAUAGCCAAAUGAAUUAUUUAAGUCUCAAGCACCAGAAGCAUUUUUCCCAGUAGCCACGUCAAGACACCAAACAUAAACAAGAACCUUCCCGUCCUUCUCACGCUGCUCAUAUCCAGAAGAAACCCUGCAGCUCGCAAACUGAUCAAUGGUCCUUUUUGUAGCACCUUCCUUGUUGUUUGUUUCAGAGCCGCAGGAAAGCCAGACGUGAGAAAGACCUCUAAUGUGCUAAUAAUGUUAAUCUUGUUUCAGAGCAGACUGGACUUUGGUUGCUUCCCUUAACUUAACAUCGCAGUUUUGGGGGUAAUGCGAAGCUGCCGUACUAAUCACUAAUGCAGUAAACACUAUUAUUUUGCUUGAUCAUUUACAGUAAAAUAAACACAAAUCUGUGAAUGCACAAAACACACACACACACACGUACACAGAAGACGGAAAAAUUGGAAAAAAGUGAGUCAGAAUGAGUCAGAGUCUGACUCAAGCAGAAUAACUGUUUCCCUGAAAGGCAGGUAAUGGACGAGGUCUUCAAAGAGAGGCGAGCACCAAGCAAGAGGGGUUUUUGGCUGAAUGCAGGCAGACGAGAGAGAGAGAUGGCAGCAUGACUGCACUAAAACCUAACAUGCAUGAUUCAUUGGUCCGCCUGCAAUGAACCAUUACAAACACACACACACACACACACACACACAUAACAAGAGCGUAUCGUGGGAACAACUAAUGUUCAAAACGUUGGUGUUACUGACGAGUGAAAGUGGCGCUUGAAGCCUCGGGGAGGAAGGGCUUCACUUCCACUCCGUCUCAAAGCAGGUGUCCCUGUGACACUGACGGUGGGUCUUAAAUCCUUUCAUUUGGUUUCUGUACACCUUUUGUUCAACAGUCCAUUAAGUCCAUUAGCUUAGCGUGUGGGUGAUCAGCCGGAUUUGAUAAAUGGGGAAACGGUGCUGUGUUUCCCGCUCACGAUGAGCCACAGAAGACAGACGCGCGGCGUCUUUUAAGAAACGUCGCUGGAAUUCGUCCGGCCAGUGAGCGAUCACUUUUUUAACCAGGCGGCGCUGACGGGCCCGAGCGCUUCCAACGCCAGCACUCCGAGUGGGUGUGGGAAUCGUUCCCUGACUUCCAUGUCCAGAACGUAGCAGACGACACAUGUUCUAAUUUAACAACAAAAAUACUACACAACACAACACAAAGGGAUCGAUUCGAACCUCCUUUGUAGUUGUUUAAAAGGCAGAGAUCUCUUAUAAUUCUUAAGAAAAAGAGCAGAAGAGCGUUUUAAAAUGCUGUCAGUGUUGUAAGCCCAAUUAAAGGUUUGCCACCUGAUUUUAUCUACACUUUUUAGACACACACACACCUUUAUUUACGCUUAUGCAUUAACUCUGCAAGGUUUAGUUUCCAAAGACGGAUAAAGGACUUAAAGAAUCUGUGAAAUAUCUGUGAAUUUUGUACACUAGAUAAAAGAUAGAAAAAAUACUAAGGUUUUAAAAAAAAAAAUGCUUCUAUGGAUGUUUUAUACUCAGCCUGAUCUCUUGAUAUGUCAUAUGUGUGUUUCUCUAUUUUCAGUUGGCUGUUUGUAUUUGUUUAUUUUUUUAUUUUGGUGGGUUGAGCAGGUUGGUUAUUGGGAACCAGGGGAUUGACCUUUUGUACAUGCAAUGAUAUAUGUCAUAACGGUUUAAUAACAGAGGAAGUUUAACAUAGUGUACUACAUAAAAGAAAAGUUGUUAUAUUUGCAUGACUCCCUGUAUUUUUUGAGAGAAAAAAAUAUAUAUUGUUGUGUGCAAUGAGUGGACGUACAUUGAAAACAAAAACUGUAGGGGCUGAAAUCCAGUGUGUGUCCUUUUGAUUUGAACCUUUAGGCUUUAGCCGUUUUUUAAAUUCUUUUUUGCCGUUCUCUAUUUACAUUCUAACCUUUUUUGGGGGGGGUUUCAUUUGGGUGAUUUGUAUUACGUGCGGACACUGCGGUUGCCGUUGCUACUCGUUUGCAGGCCACCGGCUCUUGGAGUACGCGGCACAAAGACGGGGUAAAAAUGUCCGAGGCUGGUGGGUGUUUACAUCCAUCUGGUAGAAGAAGCGGCGCUCUGUUCUUCGCUGUUGCAAAAGAUUAUUCUCCGUGGCAGACAUGCGUAGCUAUCUUCUUUGGCUUGAGGCGCGGCCCUGUCAUAGUUUGCGGUUGUGCCUCCUCUCGACUCGGCUGUCUCCUCUGCGGAAAAGCACGAUACCCGACGACGUGUGUUCAAAGAGGAGUGACGCUGCAGAUUGUCUAAUGGUUUUAACCUAAUCCCAAUCAGCGGCCUCUGUCAGAUACAUCCUCCGCUCCCACUGCCUGCUGCUUUCCUAUCAACUUGUUAAUUGAAUUCAUCUUACAUCCCAGCCGGUUGUAAAUCAAGUCUUUUUCUCAUUUUCUAUUAUGCACUGUAUCAUUCGUUCUUCUGUCUUCUGCCGAACCGCUUCUUGCGUGCAGAGAAAAGGGCGCGUCUCAACUUGAUUAGAAAAGACGAGAUAGCUGCACCGCUGUGGGAGCUAAAACUAUAAGCUACAACUAAACGGGAAGUCCUCAAGAACAUGAAUGCAGUCAACGGAAGACUGUUUCUAUUCAACCGCACUCAAAAACGUCUGUUAUUAGAAAGAGACGGAGAAAGAAAUGAAAUCAAAUUGGUUCCAGUAGAGCCUGUAAGUUAAAUGAUGCAAAGUCGUGACUGCAUUUCAUUUGGCGGCCAUCCAGUAAAGCAUUGGCAGCACCCGGUGCUGAUGCAUCAGUUAUUACAUCAGGGUUCGUACCAUGACAGCGACCCAUAAUUCAUAGCCAUGUUUACAUGAGUGAGUCUAGUGGGACGAUACAACUUGGAUGCGUAGAAAGAAAUCUGAUCGACGAUUUUGGUGCCAGCAGCGAGUCUUUGUUUUCUGUGGAGAGAAAUUUGCUGAAUUUCCAUCGGUUCCACUGCGAUUCUAAACACAAGGCUUCGGUGUUCAGCAAGUAGGAAUGAUCGGCCUCGUCAGUGCCAGAGACUGAAAACUGAGCAGCCUCCAAAAAUGGCUGUCGGUCCACAGAGAGGAGGCGGGCGCCCUCGACCCAUCGAGGAGAUGGAACGUCUGUGGUUUGAUAGGUUCAAUGGUGUCACGGCCUUUUGGCGAGGAAAAAAAGUAUCCACCGCCUAUUCACACAAUUCACAAACGAGGACUUUCAGAAUGAACGCACGCCGCAGAACUGAAUCAAACUAAUAUUCAGUGAGAAUUAGGGACAUAAAUCUGCUCAGUCAGUAAGCAGUGACUUACCCCCCCCCCCCCCCCAGGUAUGUUUUAUUUUGGUGGCAUCUCAUCUUACCUUUGCGAAAGCAUGCUUUUCAUUUUACAACACUCACAAGGGACUGAGAGCAGAAACAUGUCAGUGUUUUUAAUAAACUGCGUCAUCAUUCUAGUUUAUUUUUUGCCGUUUGCGUCGCUAGAGGCUUCUUGCCCUGACAGUGCCAUCCGAAUGCCCACGUGACUUUCCUCUCUGGUCUCUGUGACGUUUAGUGGCCACAAGGGAAAGACUUAACCGAGGAUUGGAUGACGGGAACAAUUUUUUGCUUUUCUUCUUUCUUCAAUUAUUUGUUGCUGAUACUGACAUUUUUUUCCCCUUGCAAUUUCUGUACAAAAGAUCUAUUUCUAUAUUUGCAAUAAAUUUGUAAUUAAAAAUGAAAA
Molecule: messenger RNA, 9955 nt
Organism: Gasterosteus aculeatus aculeatus (three-spined stickleback)
Lineage: Eukaryota; Metazoa; Chordata; Actinopteri; Perciformes; Gasterosteidae
Gene: elfn2b
Product: extracellular leucine-rich repeat and fibronectin type III domain containing 2b
Cellular component (GO): plasma membrane
Molecular function (GO): protein binding
Source: RefSeq, a predicted model, not a curated record